Messenger RNA from Hemicordylus capensis (graceful crag lizard), 1291 nucleotides. RefSeq names its product glycine N-acyltransferase-like protein 3. Gene Ontology annotation, molecular function: glycine N-acyltransferase activity. Lineage: Eukaryota; Metazoa; Chordata; Lepidosauria; Squamata; Cordylidae. The record is from RefSeq and is a predicted model, not a curated record. The transcript is spliced from 7 exons. Gene Ontology annotation, cellular component: mitochondrion. Bases 165 to 1052 code for a protein of 295 amino acids.
GGCUUCUCAUUGCUAACCUGUUCCUCUGACCAGGAAAACGUGGCUGACCACAGGGCCAUCACUGACAAUGGAAGGAGGAACUCAACAGGUCGGGCAAACCCUUCCACAGACAUAGUGCUUACCACAGGAUUUCCCUUGCUAUCUGCCCAUCUGCCUCCCAAGCGAUGCUGAUCCUAUCCUGUUCCUCCAAGUUGCAGCUGCUGGAGGGGAUACUGCGGAAGAACCUUCCCCGGACCCUUCCGGUCCAUGGGGCAGUAAUGAACAUAAACCGUGGGAAUCCAGCUGGUCAUGAGGUGAUUGUGGAUUCCUGGCCAGAGUUCAAAGCUGUCCUGACCCGGCCUCGCAGAGAGGUUGCCUCAGAUGACUUGAAUAUGCACGUCAACAUAUAUGCAGCCUUUUAUCGGGAUUUUGAUGUGUACCGGACACUGUUGCAGGACACAGAUGCUGUCAACUGGGCCCAAAACCUCUAUAUUUUUGGUAACCAGGACGGGAUAUUGGAAGCCUCCCGAGAGGCCGCUGCUGUCAAGCAAGUGCAGUUUUCAGCAGACUCCUGCAUCACCUGCUGCAUGUAUCACGAUCCAAACAAAUACCCUGAAUAUCGGCUGGAUCCUGGCUUCACACUCUCCUCCUUGAAUAGCUCCCAUGUUGAUCUACUGAAUGAAACGUGGCACUAUGGGGGCAAUGAACAAAGCCACAGGUACCUGGCCAGCCUGGUGAGACACUUUCCCAACGCCUGCAUCCUGGAUGUCAACGGUCUCCCCAUCAGCUGGAACCUGAUGGAUCCUUUUGGUGCAAUGGUACAUGGCUACACCCUUCCAUCCUACCGUCGCAAGGGCUACUUAACUGUGGUGACAAAAGAACUAGCCAUUCAAGCCCAUGCAGCUAGCUACCCUGUGUAUGGCCAUGUGGCCCUGGAUAAUAACCGCAUGCAGAAUGUGCUUGAAAAAAUGCGCUAUCAGAGACUACCUGAGUUGUGUCAUUUCUGCUUGCACUUUGUAAAAGAAGAGAAUAUCAAGGAUUUUCCAUGGGCCUCCAAGCAGGCACCCAUAUGAUAUCGGCCUCUCAGAGACUCCAGGGAUAGGCUGCCAACCAACCUCCAUGAAACAAAGGGAGAGAAAGGGAGACCUGUGCUGACAGCUCUUCACCCUUUCUUUCUAUGAACAAUUAUCCUUCCUAGUGAUUCUCCUUUCUUUUCCUCUUUGUUGUGUCUUGACUUUACCUUUAGAUUGUGAACCUGAAGGCAGAGGCUGAUGUCCAGAGUACGUUACACUUGAGUAGCCCUAUUGAAAUU